Messenger RNA from Paramuricea clavata, 249 nucleotides. The record is from the annotation of a GenBank genome assembly. NCBI's taxonomy places the organism in Eukaryota, Metazoa, Cnidaria, Anthozoa, Malacalcyonacea, Plexauridae.
AUGGACCAGAAGAAGAGAUGUAAAACAGGAAACACAUCUGGUAAACAGAAGGCACAAGAAGAUGACAAAAAUCACAAAGUACUGAGGAUAAGGCAUAAAAAAUACAUGAAAAAAUUCAAGAUUCAGUGGCGGCUCACAGGACAAAUGGGCAGUUCAGUAAAAAUUGAAGUAGAAAUUGCAGGAAAACUAGUCACUAUGAUCAUAGAUGACACAGGUGCAACAAAAACAAUAGUAAAUGGCGCAACUUAG